CGCUGGACUUGUUUCGUCAAACAUCUUAAUGCGAACACCACAUGUUCGGAUCUCCACGAUAAAAGGCCUGAACAGGCGUCAUCGAGAGUUUAAUCUCGUCGUUCGUCUGAAGUGAAGUGGCGAAGCUGUGCAAAUAGUGACCAGUUUUGGGAGAGUGUAAUUGCGCGGGUUGUGCAAAAUGUUGCUGAAAGCCUUUGAAAUCCUCCCUGCACUUGCCAUCCUAUUAACUCUCGGCAUCCCUGUAAAAGCUCAGGAUUUAUACGAGGAUUACAGCCCUUGUGGUCGAUGGCGUCCUGGCGAUGCCGAUCUCAACACAUUCGACUUCAUCCGGGAAUUCCGGCUUGAUCGCUCGGAGACAUACUAUGAAGGUGUGUCAACAGUUGUAGGCUCGAGUCACAUUCAGACAGCCUAUCGCCUCGAGCGAGAGUCAAAUCUCACCCUGAGAGCGACUGACGCCUUCCCACGUGGAUUCCCACAUCAAUUCUCCUUCGAGUGCACAUUCCGGGCGCGCGAGGAACUUGUCCUGCCAUGGUAUCUCUUCCACGUCACGGAUUCUUAUGAGCAGUCCCAGCUGAGUGUGACUCUGGAUCCGGGGCGGGAGUUGCUGCACUUGGCGCUGCCCAAUGUGGACGGGGAUCUACAGAUGGUGACGUUCAGGCAUCACGAGCUCUUUGAUGAAUCUUGGCACAAAGUGACUCUGGGCGUGGGCUACGACAGGGCCACUCUCUGGGUGGAUUGUCAGCCUGUGCGCGGCAUUUAUGGACAAUUUGCCAAUCCGCUGCAGCCUAGAGGCCCAGUGGAAGCCACCGGAGGGCACUUGAGUGUCGCCCGACUCGUGGAAUAUCCAGCAACAGCGCCAAUUGACCUUCAAUGGAUGGUGCUGAGCUGUGAUCCUCUGAGAGCUGAGCGGCAGAAUUGCGCUGAAUUGCCAGUGGCACAGAAUGUGUCAUAUUUGAGUGGGCCGAGCGGUGUGCAGACUCGCGAUUGUCCCAUUCUCUGUCCUCAAGGACCUCCGGGACCAAGCGGAUCUGACGGACUUCAGGGCUUGCCUGGAGUGGCAGGGCUUCGAGGCCUGCCUGGUCUGCCGGGAUCUCCUGGCCAGCCCGGACAGCCUGGCUCUCCUGGACUGGGCAUUCAAGGCGCUAGAGGUUUCACGGGGGAGAAGGGCGAACGUGGACUUCCAGGACCUCCGGGUCCUUCGGAGGUGGAUUUCCUGGGCGUCGCCGGAGCUGGGCGGCCGUCAAUCGUUGCCGGCAUUCCGGGAUUGAACGGAAGCAAGGGCGAGAAGGGAGAUCGCGGAGAUAUCGGCUUCCCAGGUCCACCAGGAGCUCCGGGAAUGUACUUCGGCGCCCUGGAUGAGGCGCGGAUCAGAGAGAUUUGUGGUACUCUCAUCAGGGAGACUCUUAUUGAGAUCGCAGUGACCACCACUGGGCCUCCAGGGCCACCUGGUCCACCUGGCGAGCCGGGUGUGUCUCGAGAGGGGCGACAGGGUCAACCGGGUCCUCAGGGCGAGCGUGGAUUUGCUGGAGCUCGGGGCGAGCGGGGCUUUGCCGGCAUGCCAGGUUUGCCUGGGCCGCAAGGUCCGCCUGGCGAGACGGGUGCUCGUGGGGAGCAGGGCGAGCGCGGUGAGCAGGGUGAGAGAGGAGAGCGUGGGGCAGACGGUGUGAUGGGUCCGCAGGGUGUUGAGGGUCAUCGUGGGAUGCCCGGCUCUCCGGGCAGAGCUGGUGAUCGCGGAGAACCCGGAAUGCCCGGCAUGCACGGCUCUCAAGGGAAUCCUGGUGUGCCUGGAGUGUGUCCUGAGUGCUACAACUACGCCAUGGCGCCUCCGCACUACUACUACAUGCCGCAGCAGUCGAAGGGACCGCCUAGCCAGAAGGGAUAGGCCGUUUUGUGAGCGUGAAUCUGCAAUAAAUUGGCUUCUAAUUCGCAC
This is a messenger RNA of Phlebotomus argentipes, 1930 nucleotides long. RefSeq names its product collagen alpha-1(IX) chain-like. NCBI's taxonomy places the organism in Eukaryota, Metazoa, Arthropoda, Insecta, Diptera, Psychodidae. The record is from RefSeq and is a predicted model, not a curated record. The transcript has 5 exons. The coding region runs from base 179 to 1882 and encodes 567 amino acids.